AGCUAUCAACAUGUCUGCCAUAUUCAAUUUCCAGAGUUUACUCACUGUCAUCUUGCUGCUUAUCUGCACCUGUGCAUACAUAAGAGCCCUAGCACCAAGUCUGCUUGACAAGAACAAAACAGGGUUUCUUGGGAUAUUCUGGAAAUGUGCAAGAAUAGGUGAAAGAAAAAGUCCUUAUGUGGCCUGUUGCUGUAUCAUCAUGGCUUUCACCAUUUUAUUUUCAGAAUAACUACAGUCUGAAUAAAACUUUUCAAUAAACGUCUCCACACCAGCA
Molecule: messenger RNA, 274 nt
Organism: Ictalurus punctatus (channel catfish)
Lineage: Eukaryota; Metazoa; Chordata; Actinopteri; Siluriformes; Ictaluridae
Gene: tmem167a
Product: transmembrane protein 167A
Exons: 4
Coding region: 11-229 (72 amino acids)
Biological process (GO): protein secretion; intracellular transport
Source: RefSeq, marked provisional